CCGCCAGAGGCGCGCUUUGAUUGGCUGCGCGUACUAUUUACCUCCUCUCCGGACGCCGCGUCACGCAGUGAGGCCGAGGGACCGCGAGCGGCGCAGUGAGCAUUUUAGAUCUGCCUGUGAACCUGGUGCACCACCAUGCUGGCAGCAAGGCUCGUGUGUCUCCGGACCCUACCUUCCAGAGUUUUACACCCAUCCUUCACCAAGGCCUCCCCUGUCCUCAAGAAUUCCAUCAGGAAGAGUCAAUGGCUCUUAACACCCAGCAGGGAAUAUGCCACCAAGACAAGAGUUGGAACCCGACGUGGGAGAACUGGCCAGGAGCUCAAAGAAGCAGCGUUGGAACCAUCGAUGGAAAAAAUAUUUAAAAUUGAUCAGAUGGGAAGGUGGUUUGUUGCUGGAGGGGCUGCUGUUGGUCUCGGAGCUCUGUGCUACUAUGGCUUGGGAAUGGCUAAUGAGAUUGGAGCUAUUGAAAAGGCCGUAAUUUGGCCUCAGUAUGUGAAGGACAGAAUUCACUCCACCUACAUGUACUUAGCUGGAAGUAUUGGCUUAACUGCUUUGUCUGCCUUGGCAAUUAGCAGAACUCCUGUUCUCAUGAACUUCAUGUUGAGAGGCUCUUGGGUGACAAUUGGUGCAACCUUCGCGGCCAUGAUUGGAGCUGGGAUGCUGGUACGAUCGCUGCCCUAUGACCAGAGCCCAGGCCCGAAGCACCUUGCUUGGUUGCUGCAUUCUGGUGUGAUGGGUGCAGUGGUGGCUCCUCUGACCAUACUCGGAGGGCCUCUUCUCAUCCGAGCCGCGUGGUACACAGCUGGAAUCGUGGGAGGCCUCUCCACUGUGGCCAUGUGUGCACCCAGUGAGAAGUUUCUGAACAUGGGCGCCCCCCUGGGCGUGGGCUUGGGGCUCGUCUUCGUGUCCUCGCUAGGAUCUAUGUUUCUUCCCCCUACGACUGUGGCUGGUGCCACUCUGUACUCGGUGGCGAUGUACGGGGGGUUGGUUCUGUUCAGCAUGUUCCUUCUGUACGACACCCAGAAAGUGAUCAAGCGGGCGGAAGUGAUACCAGCCUACGGGGUGCAGAAAUACGACCCCAUCAAUUCGAUGCUGGGAAUCUACAUGGAUACAUUAAAUAUAUUCAUGCGGGUUGCAACCAUGCUGGCAACCGGAAGCAACAGAAAGAAAUGAAGUGGCAGCUCUGGCUUCUCCACGCCGCCCGCUUCCUUGCUUGUUGACUCGGGGCAGAUCCUCACCAUGUCGCUUGUUCAAGAGCUGGAACUGAAGUGUGGGAGAUAAAACUUGUCAGCGUGUUGAAAACGUCCCAGUAAUGUGAGGCUUCAGGUCUGCUUUUUCUUAGAAUAAAUUAAGUACUUCUCUUCCAAAUAAGCACACACAUUUCCACUUCUCACUUUUAAGUAAUUUUAAAAUGUUCAGUUUUCUGUUAAAGGGAAUUAAAGUAUUUUGCCUGUUUUUGAAUUCAUCAGGUCGAGUAAAGUUAACAAACUUGCAUUUGUCUGCGGAAUAUCUCAGGUGUUAUCAUAAGUGACCUAGAGGUUUGCUAAAGGGACCAGAGAAGAAAAGGGUCGCCCAGUCUGUCUCCGAAUACUUAGGAUGGAGCCCUUGCGUGAUUAGUGGUGCGCCAAUGAGAGCCCUCUGGGGACUUGGGAACAGGCGGCUGCUCUUACUGUGGGAUUUAGCGCACAGACCAGGGAUGCAGCCCCUCCUGGGCUCUCUCAGGGCAGGUGUGACCCUGGUUGGCUUUUUGUUGUCAGGGUGGUACAGGAUGUCAGUCGUGUAGAAAAUUCCCUGAUGAAAAUGUGUGUAUGAGUUUUACUUUCAAAUCUGCUGAAAUAAAAGAUCCUUAAAACUGUU
Molecule: messenger RNA, 1857 nt
Organism: Tupaia belangeri chinensis (Chinese tree shrew)
Lineage: Eukaryota; Metazoa; Chordata; Mammalia; Scandentia; Tupaiidae
Gene: GHITM
Product: growth hormone inducible transmembrane protein
Exons: 9
Coding region: 136-1173 (345 amino acids)
Cellular component (GO): mitochondrial inner membrane
Source: RefSeq, a predicted model, not a curated record